Molecule: messenger RNA, 300 nt
Organism: Trichoderma harzianum CBS 226.95
Lineage: Eukaryota; Fungi; Ascomycota; Sordariomycetes; Hypocreales; Hypocreaceae
Exons: 2
Biological process (GO): nucleoside metabolic process
Molecular function (GO): catalytic activity
Source: RefSeq, a predicted model, not a curated record
GGAGGCCGCGGGACUGAUGAACCAUUUUCCCUGCUUGAUUAUUCGUGGUAUCUGCGAUUACUCGGAUUCACAUAAAAAUAAAGAAUGGCAGGGUUAUGCGGCUAUGGUAGCAGCUGCGUAUGCAAAAGACUUGCUAUACCGGAUCGCUCCCAACAGCGUUACGGCAGAAAAGAGGAUCAUAGAUGUUCUGUCAGAUGUACAAGAGACAGUUCAUGGCGUAGAAAAGGAGGUCCAUAAACUUGUCCAUAAACAACACAGUCAAGAACAGCGAGCUAUCCUUGACUGGCUUACACUUGUUGA